CCGAGGGCGGGGUCGCACAGCGGGGUGCUGGCAUCUUAGUAGCCGAUCCCGGGCUGAGGGAGCGUUCCGGUGGGUGAGAGGUUCGCGCUGAAGGAGGGCGGCGCGGCGGGGCCCGAGAUGGAACGGGGGAAGAUGGCGGAAGAGAGCCUGGAGACGGCGUCGGAGCACGAGCGGAUCCUGCGGGAGAUCGAGAGCACCGACACGGCCUGCAUCGGGCCCACGCUCAGGUCUGUCUAUGAUGGUGAGGAGCAUGGUCGAUUCAUGGAGAAGCUAGAAUCUCGCAUCCGCAAUCACGACCGAGAGAUUGAGAAAAUGUGCAACUUUCACUACCAGGGUUUUGUAGACUCUAUUACUGAGUUGCUGAAAGUACGGGGAGAAGCUCAGAAACUCAAAAACCAAGUGACGGACACUAAUAGAAAGCUACAGCAUGAGGGGAAGGAACUGGUAAUAGCAAUGGAAGAGCUGAAGCAGUGCCGAGUACAACAGAGAAACAUUUCUGCCACUGUUGAUAAAUUAAUGCUGUGUCUUCCAGUACUAGAGAUGUACAGCAAACUAAGGGACCAGAUGAAGACUAAAAGACAUUAUCCUGCACUGAAAACUCUGGAACAUCUAGAACAUACCUAUCUGCCUCAAGUAAGCCACUAUCGGUUCUGCAAGGUGAUGGUGGAUAAUAUCCCUAAGCUUCGGGAAGAGAUAAAAGAUGUUUCUAUGUCUGAUCUUAAAGACUUUCUGGAGAGCAUCCGCAAGCAUUCAGACAAAAUUGGAGAGACUGCCAUGAAGCAAGCUCAACAGCAAAGAAAUCUGGAUAACAUUGUCUUGCAACAGCCCAGAAUAGGUAGCAAGAGAAAAUCUAAGAAAGAGGUUUAUACAUUCUUUGAUGCAGAGAUGGAAAGCACGAGCCCAAAGUCUGAACAGGAUUCAGGAAUUCUGGACGUUGAAGACGAGGAAGAUGAUGAAGAGGUACCCGGGGCCCAAGACUUGGUGGAUUUCUCUCCUGUUUAUCGAUGUUUACACAUAUAUUCUGUCCUGAGUGCCCGAGAAACAUUUGAGAAUUACUACCGAAAGCAAAGGCGAAAACAGGCUCGUUUGGUGCUCCAGCCUCCAUCUAACAUGCAUGAAACUUUAGAUGGCUACAGGAAGUAUUUUAAUCAAAUUGUAGGCUUUUUUGUGGUUGAAGAUCAUAUUUUACAUACAACCCAGGGCUUAGUAAAUAGAGCCUACAUUGAUGAAUUAUGGGAAAUGGCACUUUCCAAAACCAUUGCAGCACUCCGUGCCCACUCGUCUUACUGUUCUGAUCCAAACCUUGUGUUAGAUUUGAAGAACCUCAUUGUGCUUUUUGCUGAUACACUUCAGGUGUAUGGUUUUCCAGUGAAUCAACUUUUUGAUAUGCUGUUAGAAAUCAGAGACCAAUAUAGUGAAACUCUUCUGAAGAAGUGGGCAGGAAUUUUCAGAAACAUACUUGAUUCUGACAACUACAGUCCCAUACCAGUAAUGAAUGAAGAGACAUAUAAAAAGGUUGUAGGACAAUUCCCAUUCCAAGACACAGACCUGGAAAAGCAACUAUUCCCGAAAAAGUUUCCUUUCUCUGAAUUUGUGCCAAAAGUUUACAACCAGAUUAAAGAGUUUAUUUAUGCCUGCCUGAAGUUUUCAGAAGAUCUUCACCUGAGCUCCACUGAAGUUGAUGAUAUGAUCCGUAAGUCUACAAACCUAUUGCUGACCAGGACUCUGAGCAACUCUCUGCAGAAUGUCAUUAAAAGAAAGAAUAUUGGCCUCACUGAGCUUGUCCAGAUUAUCAUCAAUACAACACACUUGGAGAAGUCCUGUAAAUACUUAGAAGAAUUUAUCACGAAUAUCACUAAUGUGUUUCCAGAGACAGUCCACACCACCAAACUCUAUGGCACCACGACUUUCAAGGAUGCUAGGCAUGCAGCUGAAGAGGAGAUUUAUACAAACUUAAAUCAGAAGAUUGACCAGUUUCUUCAGCUUGCUGACUAUGAUUGGAUGGCAGGAGAUUUAGACAACAAAGCUAGUGAUUACCUAGUGGACCUCAUCGCCUUCCUGCGGAGCACAUUUGCUGUAUUCACUCACCUUCCUGGAAAGGUGGCCCAGACCGCCUGUAUGUCAGCUUGCAAGCAUUUAGCCACAUCUUUGAUGCAACUUUUACUAGAAGCCGAAGUAAGGCAGCUCACCUUGGGAGCAUUACAGCAAUUCAACCUGGAUGUCAGAGAAUGUGAACAGUUUGCCAGAUCCGGCCCGGUGCCUGGGUUCCAGGAGGACACGCUGCAGUUGGCCUUCAUCGACUUGAGACAACUGUUGGACCUCUUCAUUCAGUGGGAUUGGUCCACAUACCUUGCUGACUACGGACAGCCCAACUGCAAGUACCUCCGGGUGAACCCAGUGACAGCUCUGACCCUGCUUGAGAAGAUGAAAGAUACUAGUCGCAAGAACAACAUGUUUGCACAGUUCCGGAAAAAUGAACGAGACAAGCAGAAGUUGAUUGACACUGUGGCCAAGCAGCUCCGAGGACUCAUCAGUAGCCACCACUCCUGAACAUCAGCCUUGGGCCCACAGAAGCUUGCCGAAGCCCCAUGGUCUAGGACCUUGCCUGGGCUGGCCCUGCAUUUGUGCAUUCUUCCUUAAAGAGAGCAUAUGUAUUUUUUUAUUAACCCCUGUACAGCAUUCACAUAACCUUUCCCUAUAGCAAGAGAGGCACAAGGAUAAGCAAGAACAGGAGGUGUUGCUAGGCAGGGCUCAGAGGAAUUACUGAUAGACUGGUAGUGUUAUUCUAGGAGGGCUCUAUCACCAGUGCCAAUGUGGUGAACUGCCUCUUGUCCAUGGCUCCACAAACAAGCAGGUAUCUAGGCCUGGAAGGUAAGGUGAGGAAGUGAAAGGAUAAUAAAUGGUAUCCUCUUUGCCCUCAAGUGCCCCCUUCACCACAGGUGGGGCUGAUUCUUCUUGACACAAGGAGAUCCUGGCAAAUAUGCCUACCUAAUACAUCAAAGUCAGCCUCAAUUCAGGAUGCCCAUCUGCUACAUCAGCUGAUUAUUGGCUGAUGAGAGCACAGAAUGUGGCAAGAUGACAGCUUCACUCUGAUCCUCCAAGAGUGGUGGUUUCUUUAGGUCUGACCCAGGCUAGGGACAGGGUAAAGGUGAGUAAACCCUUGGGCCUAUGCUGCAUUGCAGGCUAUCCCACUGUGGGUGGGGUGUUUUUUCUGGAUCUUGAAUGCCAGUUUGGGUCAGGAACCCAGUCCCUUUCCCAUUCAUCUCUGUCCUUUCUUUCAUGGCCAAAACACUUGGCUUAAGACAUAGGUCAGUGGUUGCUUCUAAAGGUCCUCAAGAGAGAGUCUCAGACUUUGCAGCAUCUUUAGAUGGUCAGAUUCCUGAAUUCUGAAAACAGCCCAUCCUUUCCCUUGGUUAGAACCUGAGGAUUUCUUGAGAUUGCUCAUUUAUGUUUUAACAGCAGCCUUCUGGCCACCAUCUUUAAAGGAAAUGUCCCCAGCUCUACACUGCAGGCACAGCCAGCAUGGGACGAGAUGCUUCUGAGCAUGGAGCUGACACUGUGAGGUAGUCAGGGCCAGCUGCAGCUAGUGGCUUGUUGCCUCUGGCCCAGCUGUCAUCUACUAGGUCAUAUCACAGAGACAAAGCUCAUCUUCUCAAACCCAGGGCUCCCAUCUUCUGAGCUCUCUUGGCUGCACCUAAGAGUGAUUGCCCUAGACUCCUGCCACCCCUCAGCCUGGAGCCUGGAGCCUGGGCCAGCCUAGCUUGGAUUCCAGUGCUCCAAAUGGACUCCUUGAGGCAACACAAGGGCUUUGUUGUGAAAUCGGUCAGAGGGGUCUACACUCAGACACUUCUCAAAGCUGCUACUCGGCUACUCUGGCUGCUGAUAAGGGUGUAGUUGUGCACCAUCAAACUCUGACAAAGAAGCCACAUAAGUAUUUCUAGCUUGCAUGAGGGAGCAGAGAGAUUUGUCAACCAGAAUUUUUUACUACCUUUGCCAGCUCUUGAGUUAUUCCUAGAGAAUGUACUUCCUUUCGUGUUCCCCACUUCCACCCUCAUCAUAGCCUACCACAUCUUGAAAACCAACAGGAAGAGAACACACACACAGAGGUACAGCCUCCCAGCAGUGGAGAGACAAGGCUGCCAGGGAGUUCAGCAGAGGCCUGCAAGGCUCAUUCUGAGGGCCAGACAUUGGCCCAGGGAUUCAGGCUGAGAGUCAGAGAAGAGCACUGCCACUAAAAGCUUAAUUAGCCAAGGGAAAGUAGGGGCCAAUGGGAAGAGGACAAGGUGGUAUCUCCAAACCCUGGAUUUGUUGAAAAGAGUGAGAGAUGAUUCCGUAAUCUCAAGUCCUGCUGCCUGAAGGAAGGGAAGUCUAGUCACUGUGCUCAGCAAACUUGUCAGACUUCAGUGCUGAGAUCUUCAGUCAGUGGAGAGACUGCCAGGCUGUCACAGCGUCUGUCCUCUUAGACUAAGUCAUGCUGCUAGUCUGCUCUCCACCCUCUGCCUCAGAGAACCUGCUGUAGAGAAAAUGAGGAUGGGAGGAAGAACAGGGCUACUCUACUUUCCACACCAAAGCCCUGCUGAAAGACCCGCUUAUCUAAGCUCAGGACAUUUAGGGUGGCCACCCUGGCUUUUCUCCUGCUGUGUCUCAGUCUGCCUGCACCUUUCCCUAAUAAAAGGCAGUGCACUGCUUCUGAACUGUAUAAACCAGAGAUAGUGAAAACAGGAACCUGCCAUAACAGAGUUGUUUUGAAUUAGUAAAGUGGGAAUUUUUUUCUUUUGUCCACAGGCCUGUAACUGAGCUGACCAUAAGGACUUGAGCACAGCAUGUGUGCCCAUGGGCCUCAGACUCCAUGACCCACCUCAGAUUCAGAUGCCUCUGGUCCCAGGCAUCCUAGAGAGUCUCAGGUGGGGUAAGAUGCUGGUGCCUGGAUGUCUACUAUCCUCCCACCACUCUGAAUGUCGAGUCCAGUUCUGGGAACACCAGAUCCAUGUUUCUGAUGAGAGUCUAGUUUGGGAGCCUUGGUUAGGCAGUGAGCUCAGUUUUACCAUUCAUGGGAAAAAUAGCAGCCUAGAUGACACUGGUGAGAGUGCAAUAGAACAGGAUUUGUACAUGGGAACCCACAAAGUUAGCAAAAAGAGCAUCUCCCAGUGAUUCCAUCAUAUCCCAGGCCCAACAGUCCCACAGGUUUGGGCUAAUUCCGAAAGCCCUACAUGAGCUUCCCUUCACCAGGCCUCCUCCUGACUCCUUUCCCAUGCCCCCUCCUCUUCUCUCCCUUCCUUCUCAUUUCUUUGUCUGAAUUUGUAGUUACUCCUCAUUAAUGUGUUAUAAAUUGCCUUUUUAUUUUGCACAGUUACAUGUUCAUGGGGAGAAUGUAGUGAAAUCCAUCUAUACCUCUAAAGGAACCUUUUCCUCUUAAAGCUCACUAGGAGAGCUGCCACUGCAGGUAGCCACAAGGCAGGAGCUCCUCUGAGGAAAGCAUGUGUGCCCUGUUCCCCUGCACAUGUUCCUCUUUUAACUAUAUUAAACAAGAGCCUAUGUACCUUUCCAAAAGCCA
Molecule: messenger RNA, 5554 nt
Organism: Nannospalax galili (Upper Galilee mountains blind mole rat)
Lineage: Eukaryota; Metazoa; Chordata; Mammalia; Rodentia; Spalacidae
Gene: Exoc6b
Product: exocyst complex component 6B
Exons: 22
Coding region: 118-2550 (810 amino acids)
Biological process (GO): Golgi to plasma membrane transport; exocytosis; intracellular protein transport
Cellular component (GO): exocyst; membrane
Source: RefSeq, a predicted model, not a curated record